Molecule: messenger RNA, 801 nt
Organism: Teleopsis dalmanni
Lineage: Eukaryota; Metazoa; Arthropoda; Insecta; Diptera; Diopsidae
Product: antigen 5 like allergen Cul n 1-like
Exons: 3
Coding region: 40-801 (253 amino acids)
Source: RefSeq, a predicted model, not a curated record
UCAAGUGUUGUGUGUUUUGACAUUAAGAAUCUUGUGAAUAUGAAAUUUCUAAUUUUAAUAUCUAUAAUAUAUAUAACAACAGCAGCACAAACAGAAGAUUACUGUUCCAAUACAUUGUGCCCGUCCGGUAAAAAACAUAUAGCAUGCGGCAAUAAUAAACUUUUUUCUAAUACCUGCCCAGAUAAUGUACACCUCAUUAAUAUCACCACACAUAUGAGAACGAUUUUAAGAAUGCAUAAUGAUCGGAGAAAUAUGAUUGCUGGUGGAAAAUUGAAAGGAUUUAGCUCGGCAGUUCAGAUGGCUACUACACAAUGGGGUCAGGAAUUAACAGAACUAGCAGAGCUUAAUGUAAAACAGUGUAAAAUGGAGCAUGAUGAAUGCAGGAAUACAGUGAAUUUUAAUUUUUCUGGACAAAACUUAGCAAAUGUCAAUUAUACAGGCCCGCAAAGCACCGAGUUUGAUGAAUUCAUAAUUAAGGAGAGUAUAACUUCUUGGUGGAAUGAAUAUGAAGAUUGCAAUAUGACUAUUAUAAAUAAAUAUCCAAAAAAUUAUAGUGGACGCACCAUGGGACAUUUUGCUCAAAUGAUUGCUGAAAGAAACACUAGAAUCGGUUGCGCCGCAUCGCGGUUUACAACCGAUGAUGGCAUAAAUCAUUUCAUAUUUGCCUGCAAUUACUCCUACGGUUUGAUUGGAGACCGUCCAGUUUAUGUAAAAGGAAAAAGUGUAUCGAAGUGCAAAUAUGGCCGAAAUUCUUUUUUCAAAAAUUUAUGCUCAGUUAAGGAAAAAUAUGACUUAUUAUAA